ACCACCCCAAACAAGAACGUAACUCCCUUACACUCUCGCACAUUUUUCAACACGCGCCAUCUUCAAAAAAAUUAAAUCCCAAUCACUUUGCAUAAACGCAUUACAAGCUUUCAGACAAGACGGAAUAUAAUGUUUUAAAGCGUUUCCGGUGAUUGAUAAAGUCCAUCGUUCACGCCGAUAUGAAUUUAAUAUUGAUGGUCGUUUUGGAGUCUUUUCUUGUGGCCGUUCUAUUCGAAAUGAAAACUGAUGGAUUUCUGAUUGACAGACGCAGUGCAGCAUCUGAAAGAAACUCCGACGAUUACCCGGAUUAUCAACUAGGCGUCAAAUAUGACGAAUAUCCGAUGAUUGUUCCGAAGAAGAGAACUGCGUUAUUGGUAGAUAGAUUAAUGGUUGCUUUACAACAGGCGAUAGAAGAAGAGGAAGCCGCAAAUAGGGUUGAUGGACCACCACUGGCCAAUUCCUUUCAGUUGAGUCCGGAAGAGGUCCGAAAGAUGGAUCUGCAAAGGAGAGGUCAUGGCAGCAUGUCAGGGCAGCAAAAAGGACGAGUUUAUUGGAGAUGCUAUUUCAACGCGGUUACUUGUUUCUAAUUCCGGUCCUGGACGAGUUGCAUUGUUACAUUUUAUGUUUUUUUUUUUAAUUUGAGAUCGUUGCGCACCUCUGAGACUCUAAUUUCGUUUAGUCUAGAGUGCACAAUAAUUCAGUUAUCCACUCUAGCCUUAUGCAAUUAUUUAAAUUUUGUCUAAUGCACCUAUUAAUUGCUGUAAAAAUUGUGUAAUGAGAGCGGGGGUGCGACUAAUAUGUAUUGAAAUCGAUACGCUUGUGUAUAAUUCGUUGUGUAUGUACAAUUUAUUUUUUUAACAGAUUUUCAACUUAUUCAUGGAUAAAGUAGUAUUAAUAAUUUGUAAAUAAGUACUGACUUGAUACAAUGAUUAAGUAAUGUAUACUUGUGUGUAACCGUACUCGAUGUAAAAAUAAAGCAAAUACAAACUGAAGACUUGUGAAUUUUAUUCCCGGAAAAAGCCGGGUUAUGUACUUGAACUUGGCCAAUUUACAGCGAUUCA
Molecule: messenger RNA, 1061 nt
Organism: Tribolium madens (black flour beetle)
Lineage: Eukaryota; Metazoa; Arthropoda; Insecta; Coleoptera; Tenebrionidae
Gene: AstCC
Exons: 3
Coding region: 180-587 (135 amino acids)
Source: RefSeq, a predicted model, not a curated record